CUCUUUAAACGAGGCUCUAGGCUUGCUGGUUUGACAGAAGUUGUGCGCAGCUGUCGCCCUAACCGCACAAUCCCCAGGAACAGAAUUUGGUUUCUUGGAGAGCCAUGGGCAGCAAGAAGAAAGAAAUGGCCCUGCAGGUCAACAUCAACACCCAGGAGCUUUGGGAGGAAAUGCUAGGUUCCAAAGGACUGACAGUUGUGGACGUCUACCAGGGCUGGUGUGGUCCCUGCAAACCUGUGGUUAGCCUCUUCCAGAAGAUGAGGAUCGAGGUUGGUUUGGACCUUCUCCAUUUUGCUUUGGCAGAGGCAGACUGUCUUGAUGUUCUGGAAAAAUACCGAGGGAUGUGCGAGCCAACCUUUCUGUUCUAUGCAGGAGGAAAACUGGUGGCUGUGGUGAAGGGGGCCAAUGCACCGCUGCUUCGGAAGACCAUCUUACACCAGCUGGAGGCCGAAAAGAAGGUUCUGGCUGAAGGCAGGGCACGCAACGUGGUUACUGAUGAGUUUCUUUCUGGUGCAGCCAAGUGUCCUCCCCAAGAAAAGGAUGGUGGUGAAGAUGGGGACCUAGUGUCAUCAGAGAAGAACUGUACAUUAGCCAUCAUUAAGCCAGAUGCAGUGGCCCACGGAAAGGCUGAUGAGAUCAUCAUGAAGAUCCAGGAAGCAGGAUUUGACAUUCUAUCAAAGGAAGACAGAACCCUGACAGAGGCAGAAAUGCAAGUGUUCUAUCAACACAGAGCCGGGGAGGAGGCAUUUGAGAAGCUAGUCCAUCACAUGUGCAGUGGACCCAGCCACCUCCUGAUCCUCACCAAGACGGAGGGCACCGAGGAUGUAGUCGCUGCUUGGCAAACCUUCCUGGGGCCUUGUGACCCCACUGUGGCCAGGAAGGAGAACCCCGAAAGUCUCCGGGCUCAGUAUGGCACAGAAAUGCCCUUUAAUGCUGUGCAUGGAAGCCGGAGCAGAGAAGAGGCCAACAGAGAGCUGGCCCUGCUCUUCCCUAGCUUCAAGUUUUCCAGUAAAGUCACGGAAGCCCCACGGGGUAGGAGGAUGAAGCUGGACUGUGGGAGCACGGUGCAGUACGGGGACAACCUCCUUCACCGCUUUGGCCUUGAGGAUGCUGUAUGCAUCACACUACGCUGCUUUUAA
This is a messenger RNA of Phodopus roborovskii (desert hamster), 1139 nucleotides long. It is a transcript of the gene Nme9, whose product is annotated as NME/NM23 family member 9. Gene Ontology annotation, biological process: UTP biosynthetic process; CTP biosynthetic process; GTP biosynthetic process. The transcript has 11 exons. Gene Ontology annotation, molecular function: nucleoside diphosphate kinase activity. Lineage: Eukaryota; Metazoa; Chordata; Mammalia; Rodentia; Cricetidae. The record is from RefSeq and is a predicted model, not a curated record. The coding region runs from base 105 to 1139 and encodes 344 amino acids.